Messenger RNA from Lindgomyces ingoldianus, 438 nucleotides. RefSeq lists its product as uncharacterized. The transcript is spliced from 5 exons. Bases 1 to 438 code for a protein of 145 amino acids. NCBI's taxonomy places the organism in Eukaryota, Fungi, Ascomycota, Dothideomycetes, Pleosporales, Lindgomycetaceae. The record is from RefSeq and is a predicted model, not a curated record.
AUGUACUGCACUAUUCACUCAUUAGGCAUAGCUCCUAUCUCCUCCUCAGACCUUACAAUACACUCAUUCCACCUUGUUUGGAUCUCGCUCCCUUGUCGAGUCGUUUGCCAUAUGUCCCCUCCUCAGCUCAUGCAAGAUUUCCUCCGCUCCAUCAGUACGGAAAAACUACGAAUCUACCUGGGCCACGACGGGUUGAAAAAUCAACUCGCCGCAAACGAAAAGAUGCAUGCCCCAGUCGGUUCAGUUGCCCUCGCUAUCGCUCCUAGCGUUCGUACAGUCCAAAACCUCACUUCCAGACUAUUCACGCUAGAUCCUCUCCUUAACUGUCUCUGUGGGUAUUCAGACUUAGUAAUGCCAUUGAUAAUAAACGCGUUUCUCAUAAUCGAACUCCCACACCGCAACUUUCCAGCAUAUGCAAAAGCAGUCUGCUUGAGAUAA